Mytilus trossulus (common blue mussel) is the source of this 6357-nucleotide messenger RNA. RefSeq lists its product as uncharacterized. Gene Ontology annotation, molecular function: 1-phosphatidylinositol-3-kinase regulator activity. Gene Ontology annotation, biological process: intracellular signal transduction; protein ubiquitination; regulation of growth. The record is from RefSeq and is a predicted model, not a curated record. Gene Ontology annotation, cellular component: phosphatidylinositol 3-kinase complex. Lineage: Eukaryota; Metazoa; Mollusca; Bivalvia; Mytilida; Mytilidae. The transcript has a single exon. Bases 126 to 1346 code for a protein of 406 amino acids.
CAUGCGAAUUAAAAAAUGAUUUUGGGAAUCACCCAGAGAUGAACUACCUGCAUAAGAAUUUUUAUUGUUUUGUCACGAUUUGUGAUGUAAGCUAUUUAAAAAUGGUUCUGCCUAUAUAGGUUAACAUGAAGAAGAUAUCCUUUAAAGGAAUGAGACUGUCAAGUCAAGGAGUCGAAAGACAAUCAGGUGAAAACAGCGAAACUCCCAUCAGUACACUGGUUGCAGCAUCAAUUGAAAGUGACAAUGUGGCACCAUCUGGAACGUUGAUUGAUGAGCCUUCAAUGCGUAAAAAGGAAAAAUUUGGACUUUUCAAAAGUUUUAAAAGAAAAUUGACGUUAAAUUUUAGGCGUAAAACAGAUGAAACUGACCACACUCACACCGAAUCUCAUUACACUGCUCCUAACAUUUGUGAUUCAAACUCAAAGAAAAAGAAAGGAAGAUGUCGAAAAACAAUCUGUGAUGCUUCAUUAAAGUCUAAUUCCUCAUCUCAUAGUUGUGAUAGCUUAGAUCUGACCACAUCUUCAAACAAUUUACACAAGUUUAGUGAUUAUCAUGUGAAUACAGAUUCAAAUUCAUUAUUGACAAAAGAUAAAGUUAGUUAUCGUAAUAAAGACAUUUCAAGAUUUCAGCAAAGUGAUCAUAUAAAACCUGAAAAACACUCAAAAGAAAAACUGAUUACAUAUCAAGAGGUACAACAAAGUGGGCAAGGAAAUUCUGUGUAUGCCUCGUCAAACGGACACUGUCUCAACUUGACCAGUUUUGUCUCAGUUGAAAAAAGACUAAAUAAUUCUCAGGAGCUGCUGUGCCAUCCAGAGAUUCUUGAUGAUGAAGGUGGUCCUAAAAUCUGGAGUUUAACGCAAGAAUUGUUCAGACUUUCAAAAUUUGGAUGGUAUUGGGGUCCUAUAACAAGAGUUGAAGCAGAAGAUAAACUACUAAAUCAGCCUGAUGGUGCUUUUCUUGUUAGAGAUAGCUCAGAUGAGCGCUAUUUGUUAAGUUUAAGUUUCAGAUCAUAUGGUAGAACUUGGCAUACAAGAAUUGAACAUUGUAAUGGAAUGUUUAGUUUCUAUGCACAACCAGACACUGAGGGUUAUCCCUCUAUUGUUGAUUUAAUUGAACAUUCAAUGAAUGAUUCUCAGACUGGAAUAUUUUGUUAUUCUCGUUCAAGAUCCCCUGGUGCUCCGUCAUUCCCGGUUAGACUGACAAAACCUGUGUCAAGGUUUACACAAGUCAGAUCAUUGCAAUAUUUGUGUCGUUUUGUCAUUCGUCAAUAUACUCGUUAUGACCAUAUUCAAGAACUACCACUGCCGAAAAAGAUAAAGGGAUGGAUUGAGGAAAAUCAAUAUUGAUAUAAACAUGUACAUGUGUACAUGCAUUAAACAUUUUCAUUUUUAUUUGUAAUGUAUAAAUUGAAGACAAGAGUAGGUUUAAAUGUCAUGAUUGUAAUUACAAGUUACAUGUACACAAGUAAAGCUUAAGGAAAUGAAUAAGAAAACCGUCUCUUUGCCAUCACUUUGUUACUAUUUGUUACAGCACUACCAACACAUGCAGCAGCUAUGACCACAAGCUCAUAGUGAAACCAAAACACCCUAUUUUAAUUUUCAUUUAAUUUCUACAUGUAAUAUAAUAAGAUCAUGGGCAUUGUUAUUUUAUUUAUACUUGAAACAUGUACUGUUACAGAAAUUGAACCAAUAACUGUCAACAAUCUCUUAGUAGAAAAACAACAAACAAAUACACAUUUUAUGUGUAUAUAUAUAUUAAAAUGUAUUACUGCAAACUUUCAUUUACUCUGACAUCAAAUAAAAAACCAACAGAACGACCAUAUACAUGUAGAUGGUUUUAUGUCAUUGUCAGAACUUUUUGCCAACCAACUCAGAAAAAUACCACUUAUAAAUUAAGUACAUGUGUACCGGUAGGCUUAAUAGAUGAGACAAACAAUAUUAAUAAACAUAAAGAAAUUGAUCUACAGUUGCUAAUUCCAUGUCCUUUGGACUGGUCAUUGGCAGUCAUGCCAUCUCUUUAUUUUAUAUACAUGUGUAGGGUAGAUCUGCAUAAACUGAAUUAGUGAGCGUUCCAUGACUUGAUGGGGACAUAAAGUUUUUUAACAUGUUUAAUGUACCAUUUUUUUUCACAUAUCUGCAAUCAUGCGAUAUGGCAAUACUUGGCUUUAAACAUGGUAAAAAAUAUGUAACAGGUAAAACAUUGUUACAGGUAAUAAAUUGAGUCAGAUUUAGAGAUUAUGUAACUCGACAUGUACAUUAUAAUUUUUAGAAACCUACAUACAUGUACAUCAUGUAUAUCAUCUCACAAGUGCAUGUAAUACUGUGUAUACUUUUUACCAAGUGUGUCUUAGUGAAUUGCAUUAUUAUAUUUUUUAUGUUAGUAAUUCAUGUUAAAAGUGUUCCUUUUGGUGUAAAAUUGUUAUAUCUUACAAAAAAUAACCAAUUUUUUUGAUAAAUUAAAAAAGAAUAGCUUUGCACUUAAAAAUAUUUUUACAUAUAGACAUGAUAGAUAGCUGUGAAUUUUUGUUGUCCUUAAGGAAAAGGUGUUUGUUAAAAUGUGCAUAUAUAUAUAUGCAUACAUGUACAUGUAAUCAGUGUAUACAUGUACAUUGUACAUCAGUAACAUGUACAUGUACAAUGCAAAUUAAAGCACAUGUACAUUUGUUAUAGGGACAAUUUGCAUCUGAUUUUGUAAACUAUUCAAUUUUUUUAAGGCUAAAUAUAUAAUAUUUUAUGUUAAACAUGUUGAAUACAAAUGUACAUGUUCUUUCAUUAGAAAAGAAAGGGAAUGAGUUUAAUCAGACCGACAUUUGACAGACAAUUUCAUGUGCCUAACAAUUUUUUUAAAAUUUUUUUUUAAAAGUUUUCCCCAAUUUAUUUUUGAUAGAAACUGAACCAAUGAUUAUAGUUGAUUCACAAAUUUCUAUAUAUUCAUUGCUAUUUGUUUUCUUAGAAGUGUACUAUACCAGUACAUCAAUGAUUGAGUGUAUGUCUUUUCAGUAGAAUACAUUUUCUAAUUCAUUAAACCUAAUUUACUGUACAUAUGUAUACCAAUAGUCCAAGAAUUAAAAGGAAUUCCCAUCUGUAAAUUUCAAAACUAUUUUCUUUUAUCAAUUUUAUCAUGUUUAUGAAGUAGUUGGUUAAGUAUAUAAAGAACAAUUAUUUUUGAACAUUUGGAAUUGUGAACUACAUGUACAUGUAACUAGCUAUAGCAGUUUAUAUAAAUCUUAAUUGAAUUAAUCGGUAUCCCUACAUUUAAAAUUUAUACUUUUUCAUUUUGAUAGUCAAAUGGGCAUUUCAAGCACCUUAGCUUUGUUUAUUAAGUAAUAGUUUAAAAUAUUACUAUGAAUUUAAAAAUUCACUAGUUAUUUUCAAGAAAACGUUUUUCUGUCGAAUAAGGUUACCAAUUCUAGAUCUACAACCUGUGGUUUUGCACAUGACGUACAUGCAAUUUGUUUUUGUAAAGACAUCUUGAGACUGUUGAAUUUGGAAAUGCAUUUAUUUAUGAUCAAAAUGUUUAUUGUUUUUAAAAUGAACAACCACAUUUUAGUGGGAAAUAUUAUGUUUUAUGCUUAAGUUUGACAUAUUGAAACAAUAUUGUCAUAUGUGUACGUCAUCCAUCUUACAUUGUAAUUUCCUGGAGAGGGUAAACGUAAUUCAAAUGGAUUAGCAACAUUUGGUUCUGGACUAAAUACAAACUGUACAUUGUAGUCUUAACUAUUGGAAGACUGGUAUAAUUUUAAGCUGAAAAUGAGAUAAAUAAUAUUUAACGCACUUCUACAAAUGUAUAUGAAUCUCAUACUUGUGCUAUGAUUUUGAACCUACAUGUAUAAAUGUGACUAAAAGUAGGUCAUGUAUACAUGUUAGUAAAAAAAACUUUGGGGGAAGAUUUUGUAUUUUCUUAUAUAAAACUCUUGAUUUAUUUUCUUGGCAAUGCUUUUCAAGAUGAAAGAUUGUUUUUAAUUGUACAUGUACAUGUAGCAUACAUAUGUACUUGCCUGUUUGUUAACUUUUUAAUUUGGAACCAUCAAUUUAUGAUUGAUGUCAGUAAUUUUGAAUUUAAUGUUAGUUCGUGCAUUAUUUUUUUUUCAUACAUGUAAAUCAUCUAUAAACAUGUCUACAUAUUCUUUUUUUAUUUUAAUUAUUCCUAAAAUGAUGGAUCUUUGAUAUAUAUGUACAUGUAGUACAUUGUUAAAAUAGGUUUAAACUUUUAAGAAAGAAUACUAUCUGUUGGAAUCUUAGUACAUAUUACGUGAGUAACUACUUAUAUAAAUCAUGUAAAUGUUAGAAAUUUACUUUUGUUUCAAGUCAAUUUUGAAAGUUAGUGCUAUCUUUAUAUAUGUUAUAAUGUUAAACCCAACGUUGAAAUUGUUUUAAAGUGAUCUUGAAUGAAAUAUAUAUAUCUACAUGUAUAAAUAUUCACAUAAGUGCUGAUGUUUUUGUACGACAUUUUUAAAUGCUAGUACCAUUUUGUCUAGCUCUCUAGCGGAAUUGUAUUAUCAUCAUAUACCUGUUAUAACUAUCCUGAAGUGCUAAAAGGGGAGAUAACCUACAUUCUUGAUAUUUGGUUUUGGAGGUUUUUAUUUGAAAAUCUCAUUUUUGGUCAAAUGCAUUUAUUAAACAACAUAAAGUGGAAUUAUUAUGAUUUAAGGAGAAUACAUUUAACACAAUAAAAAAAUUAAUUGAACAAGACAUUAAGAAUUAAAAUUUAAAGGUCUAAUUAAUCUGUAUUUAAAAAAAAAAGAUAUGUCAAUUUACAAUUAUUAUCAAAAAGCUUAUAAAAUUUUACUAGAUUCAAAAAAUUUACAUACAUGUAUGAGGAAACGUAGGUUUUGAAAUUAAAUUCAACUACUUUAACGGGAGCCUCCCCUUUCAAUUGGGAGGGUAAACAGGUAUGGUAAUAAAAACUUUUUUAUUUAAGUUUCCUUUCUCAGGAACAUUUGUCUGCUCAAAUACAUGUAUGACCAAAUGGUUAUGAUAAGAGAGGUAUGUUUCAAGAUAAUGAUGUAAUUUUUUAGAAUAUAAUAUUUCUAGGACAUUAGCGACAACAUGUGCAAUAUACAUAUUAGGUUGUUUCAUUAUACAAAAUGUUUUAAUUUUAAACAAACGUUCUGAUUAUAAUUUUUAAAAUAAUCACAAAACUUGUGCAAUGAUAACUUGUGUGUAUAUCAGGUUGUUAUACAUGUUAUUUGAUAAUAUUAAUAUGAUCAAGUAGAAAUUUAAUAAUCUUUUAUGAAUAGAUAGGUCUCAAUUGACACAAUUUAAGCAAGAGUUACUGCCCUUUUGUUACUAUUAUGGACGUCUUUAUGAGAAGUCAUUUAUGUAAAGAUAGGUCUCAAUUCACACAAUUUGAGCAAGAGUUACUGCCCUUUUUUUGGUCUCCAUAAUGGAGGUAAUUGUGCACAAAAACAUUUAUAAAUCAGAUUUGCUACAUGUAUUCUGGCGGAAAGAUGUAUAAAAAAGUUGUUUUCUUAACAAUUUGAAAUUUUCUAAUUGUAUCUUAUGUUUCAAUUUGGUUAGUCAAAUAAAAACCAUUAACCCUUCAAAAUGACAGCCAAUGAAAAUAAGUCAAAUCAAGAUUAGAUAAUAUCUUAACUUUUCUAUACAGAAGAUAAUUUUUGCUCUACAAUAUAAUUGUAAUGUAAAAAAAUAAUUCUAUGAUUAAUGACUGGUUAAAAUGUAUAACAUUUAUCAGCCCGAAAAAUAAACCACAGAUUAUCAGUAUUGGUUUAGUUAUGACAUUUUUAAUUAGCUGAUACAUUUAUUUUGUGUCACUAUCAAAAAGAUAACAUGAAUGUCAAGAAGGACAAAUUUUAAUACACCAUCAAACAUUUUUUCAAGGAAUUUUUGUUGGACAUGUUGGAAAUCAAUUUUCUAAUAAAUUGUGUAAAAAAAAAAAAAAAUAUUAACAGCUUUUCAUUUAUAUACCAAAAAGUAAGAAUGAUAGGGUAUAUAAAUUGAAAGGUGUGCAGUCACAGACCCAAGUGUUAAGUUUUGUAAAGAUUCUCUUGGUCUAUUGUAGAAAUUCUUAUAUGGGUAAAAGGGCUUGAUGCCUAGCAUGAAGACUGAAUACAAUGAGAAUGAUGGAAUUAUGUAACUUGUCAUAAUAGAUGAUAAUAUUAUUCAACCUUUUUUUUGUUUUGAAGUUUUUACAUAAAAUUUAAGAGUGAUAAUAUGUUUAUAACAUAAAAUUCGCAUUUCAUUGGGCAUAAAUCAUUUCAUUUCAUGUCUUUGUCUUUAAAAAGAACAAAUUCAUCAUAGCUUCAUUAUUGAACUCUCUAGGAAAUUAAUAUACCAUGUAUUUGUUGAUCAUUUUGCAAGUCAAAGACUUUUACAUUAAAAUAUAUAUAAAACAGUU